AUGUAUCGUUCCAUUUGUAGAAGACCUCGACAAUCUUGACACACAACAGCGCUUGACUUUGCUUGAACUUCCUGACAUCCACUCGCUACUUCUCACUCCAUCCUCAGCUUUCUGACUGACUACACAUAGGCCGAGCAGUAAAUAAAUCCGUUCAUAACGGACUCGAUAAAGGAAAGCCACUCUUUUCUGGGGAUUAUUUGGAGUGAAUUCGCGCUGUCGUUGUGAGAAUAUUGUGACCUGUGAGUGUGUGCGUGUGCAGGCUUGCACUGGUUCACGCAAAUACUUCACACUUUACGAUUUACGCGUACCGACAACGACAACUCACAACCAAGAUGAGGUGCUUGACACUCUGGUCUUCGGUAAUACUACCAGCUCUUGCAGUUACUUGCUACUAUCCCAAUGGCACUCCAUCCGCAGACGGAGUUCCUUGCAGCAACAACGACACAGUGAUGUGCUGCCCGGACAAAUGGCAAUGUCUCUCCAAUGGCAUUUGUCACUACCAACCAGACAACACUUGGGGACGAUAUUCAUGCACGGAUAAGACUUGGGGUGGUAGUUGUCCUUCGAAGUGCAUUCGAAAGGUCUCUCAGCAAGGUAACGAAGCCAUCUUGCAAUGCUCAAACGGCCAAUGGUGUUGCGACACCAAUCAUCCAGAACUCGCCUCAAUGCCCGGAAGAAGCUGCUGUGAUGCUGGUGACAACAGCGCCUAUUUCGAUUUUGGAAAUGGAAUAGUCUUCGCGCAGAUAAACGGCACAGAAGCCAUUGCGACGUCAGCGGAUGUGUCCUUCACUUCAACGACAGUACUGCUAGAUUCAACAACCCUGCCAAUAGGUUCAGUCUCGGGCAACUCGGCCAGUUCGAGUGAGACAUCUGCUGUGUCUUCUCUGCAAGCACCUACCGCUAGUGUUUCAACAACAAGAAGCUACACAUCGAAUGAGAAUGGACACAGCUUAACAUCUUCAAGUCCUGUACCUGGCAUUUCGAUAAGUCCUUUGAGUCCGUUGUAUGAAGUCCCAUCGUCCACAUCCCCACCUUCAGCCUCGAGCAACGCUUUGGUAGUGGGGCUUGCGGUUGCGGUGCCCACAAGUAUCAUCGCAUUCGUUAUUUUGUCUUGGUUUCUGUGUUCAAAGUUCACAAGAAAGAAAGGGCAUCGUCGACAUGAGAACAUCUCUGCAAAAUUCGGUCCGGGAUUCUUAGAAAAGCAAGACUCUGAACAUGAAAACUCAACAUCGAAAAUCAGUGACAGAGAACCUCCACUUGCGCCCUCUGAAAUCGACAGUCGUGAGGUUCGCAUUGUUGUCAGCCAAAAUGAUACUGUCCACUCCGCAUCCACUAGCAGUCAUUUCUUAAGAGAAGAGACAACCGACACCUUAUAUCCACAUGCGCGGCCAAACUACAGCAUCGCCAUCAGUCCUUCUUUGUCACAGAGUCUUGAGGCCAGUGCGUCAAAGAGUAAUCAUCAAGACUAUUCCGGAUGGGCUGUAACUCCUUGCCUCCAAUAUCAGAGAUGGAGUGAGACUGCGAACCGCGAGGCUGGUAUCGUUCCUGUCAAUUCACCAAAUGGAGGUGGGAUUGAACAGGAUGCAGGGCAAAACGUUCAUGAAGUCACGGGUAGAGCGCGAAUUCCGUUUCCCAUUGCUGAAUUGCCCUGAAGCUGACUAGCAUCCGCUUCACUCACUUCACAUGCGGUAGUAAUCGGUAACGGCUGUAAUUCAAUGUGUAGGACAAGCUGAGACUUUGCAAAGUCAUGAGCUUAUCGCAGAAGACAGUUGAAAUAUCAC
Messenger RNA from Verruconis gallopava, 1781 nucleotides. RefSeq lists its product as uncharacterized. Bases 333 to 1652 code for a protein of 439 amino acids. The transcript is spliced from 2 exons. The record is from RefSeq and is a predicted model, not a curated record. Lineage: Eukaryota; Fungi; Ascomycota; Dothideomycetes; Venturiales; Sympoventuriaceae.